AUGGGUGACGGCUCCGAUUAUCCCAGCCCACGAAGUGAAGGUCCCGGUGGGCCUACAGCUGUCCUCGUCCCUGCUUCAGAGUCUUUGUCGCCAGCUUCCAAGAUGAACGAUCAGAUGCCAACUGCCUUCAUGGAUGGCGCCCGUCCGCGACUGUCAGUAAGAAGAGCGCGGGAUCCGCCUAAGAAUACCGCAGGGCAGAUCUAUUGUGAUCACCCUGAAUGUCAGCAGUCACCACCAACAUUCCGUCGCCCUUGUGAAUGGAACAAACACAUGGAUAAACAUGACCGCCCCUACAAGUGUCUAGAGCCUGGAUGUGAUAAGAUCCAAGGAUUUACUUACUCGGGCGGUCUUCUCAGACAUCAGCGCGAGGUUCAUAAGAAGAAUAUCAACGCGAAGAAACCUCUGAUGUGCCCUUACACCGACUGCAACCGCAGCACAGGGAAUGGGUUCACGCGCCAAGAGAACUUGAAGGAACAUCUCCGCCGUCGGCACAUGCACACCGAGACUGGCCCAUCUUCAGAUUUACCUCUGGUUGCAACGCCUGAGCUGGAUGGCAACCACGGCCUCUCGAUUCCUCUGCCCGCCAAGCGGAAGCGUGACUCGCUCGAGGACGAUGGAUCCAUUGCGCUCCCAGCAGACGAAGAGAACGAAGUUGACCUGCGCAAUGAACUUAAGAGACUACGACGUGAGGUGCAAGAGAAGGAUCGGCGACUAGAGGAGUUAGAAAGAAUCGUUGCUGGUUUGCAGCAGGCCAUCCCUCAGCCGACCCUCGCUCAGACAGCCGUGUCGCACGGCUAA
Messenger RNA from Aspergillus clavatus NRRL 1, 798 nucleotides. Its product is annotated as putative C2H2 transcription factor. Gene Ontology annotation, cellular component: nucleus. NCBI's taxonomy places the organism in Eukaryota, Fungi, Ascomycota, Eurotiomycetes, Eurotiales, Aspergillaceae. Bases 1 to 798 code for a protein of 265 amino acids. Gene Ontology annotation, biological process: regulation of transcription by RNA polymerase II. The record is from RefSeq and is a predicted model, not a curated record. The transcript has 2 exons.